GAGAAUUUGGAUGCAUUGGAGGCAAGCGCGCAAGAAGAGUUGGUUCCGCAUGCUCCAGAUGGCUGCGAUCUUCAACGAGGCAAGAAGAAGAAGGCCUGGACAGGCCUCAUCCUUGACCCUCAAGGGCCGUUUGCAGAACAAGGCGCUCCUCGCGAGGCGCUCACGAGAGAGGCUACGGCAGAGCAAGAGGUCAAACAACGUCUUCCCCAGACCAUAUCACUAUGGGAGGACAUGCUGGCGAGCAAUGUGAUGGUGUUUCCAUCAACGAAGCGGCAAGGCCUCGCACUCUUUCCGACGAAAGCAUUCGAGCCCGGAGAGGUGGUCAUCGAAUGUUCAGGAAAGUGGGAGAACGCAAAGAGUGUUCACACAGGUGUGCUUUGCCAAUUUGAGAGCCAGUCUGGCACUGUACAAACUGCUUUAGGGCUGCGGCAGAAUGCUUCUCGUGACCUCCUGUGUCACAUUCACCUGAGUGGGGCAGCCGAAGGUCUGUCUGUCUUGACAGCGGAAUGGAGAUUCUCCACGCGACAGGACCCAGUGAUCAUUUUCCGAUCCUGUGGCCGGAUCGAGCCCUUUUCCACUGAGCUCGCUUUGGAGUGGACCAUCAAGGGUCGAGCCACCAAAGGCCAAAAGGCUGAACCUGAGGCAGGGUCGCAACUUCGACGCUUUACUGUGAAGCUGACAAGAAUGUGUAAAUGCGCAGUGGAUGCCUCUACAGGCCCAGACACCUCCAGCCUCAG
Messenger RNA from Durusdinium trenchii, 737 nucleotides. The record is from the annotation of a GenBank genome assembly. NCBI's taxonomy places the organism in Eukaryota, Dinophyceae, Suessiales, Symbiodiniaceae.